AUGACGUCCGUGGUGAUAUCAGCAUCCGUCAGCGACAGAAUCAAUGAAGCGCUGGCAACGCUAAAAACAGAAAUGGUGAAUUUGAGACAACAAGAUGUCCACUUGAUGAAGCAGUUGAUUGGUAUAAACGAUACUAUACAGAAACUAUCCAAACAGCGACCCGGUUCACAUAGUCCACAUAAGGAGAAAUUCACGAUACCAAACGGACGACGAACGUUCGUAAACAAGACUGAAUCCAUCCCUGAAGAGACCCCCCUUGUCCGCCAACAAAGUGUUCCUAACUACUGUACAAUGAACGGCAGCCUCAACGGAUCUCUCUCCAGCAUUGAAGAUGUCUGCAGUUCUCUGGAAGACCUAAGUGCAGCUGAAUCAGAUAGUGAUGACAAUUUGUUUGGUUCCGAUCAAAACCUUAGCGAGUCUUUCUCGUCCACCACCUCCAGGUCACGAUCAGUAGCGAACACUUCAAAGGAAUCUGACCUAGACUAUUGUUCUUACGAGCAAAUCCUGAGAAGAAACAUUAAGUUGUGGAAAUUCUCUCGGACGCAACAACAUUGA
Messenger RNA from Ylistrum balloti, 555 nucleotides. RefSeq lists its product as uncharacterized. The record is from RefSeq and is a predicted model, not a curated record. The transcript is spliced from 3 exons. NCBI's taxonomy places the organism in Eukaryota, Metazoa, Mollusca, Bivalvia, Pectinida, Pectinidae. The coding region runs from base 1 to 555 and encodes 184 amino acids.